Physeter macrocephalus (sperm whale) is the source of this 991-nucleotide messenger RNA. Its product is annotated as thioredoxin-like protein 1. Gene Ontology annotation, cellular component: cytosol. NCBI's taxonomy places the organism in Eukaryota, Metazoa, Chordata, Mammalia, Artiodactyla, Physeteridae. Gene Ontology annotation, molecular function: protein-disulfide reductase activity. The transcript is spliced from 2 exons. The record is from RefSeq and is a predicted model, not a curated record.
CGGCCUUCCUGAGCCUCCCUCUUUCCUCUCCCAGGUCUUCUUCAGUUUUGAAGCCGGUGGCUUCGCGGCCGCCCUGCCGGACUUCUGAGAAUGGUGGGUGUGAAGCCGGUCGGGAGUGACCCGGAUUUCCAGCCGGAGCUGAGCGGCGUGGGCUCCAGACUCGCCGUGGUCAAGUUCACCAUGCAAGGGUGUGGACCGUGUUUAAGGAUUGCCCCAGCAUUCAGUUCUAUGAGUAAUAAGUAUCCACAAGCAGUAUUCUUGGAAGUAGAUGUACAUCAGUGUCAGGGAACAGCUGCCACCAACAAUAUAUCAGCAACACCUAUAUUUCUGUUUUUUCGAAACCAAGUGAGAAUUGAUCAAUAUCAAGCAGAUGCUGUGGGACUAGAGGGAAAGAUCAAGCAGCACUCGGAAGACGACCCUUGAAGCAACGAGGACACAGAUAUUCCAAAAGGCUAUAUGGAUUUACUGCCUUUUAUUAACAAAGCUGGCUGUGACUGUCUUCAUGAAAGUGACGAGCAUGGAUUUGACAACUGUUUACGAAAAGACAUGACCUUCUUGGAAUCUGACUGUGAUGAACAGCUAUUUAUUACAGUGGCAUUCAAUCAGCCUGUUAAGCUUUAUUCAAUGAAAUUUCAAGGGCCGGAUAAUAGUCAGGGUCCUAAGUAUGUAAAAAUGUUUAUCAAUCUACCCUGGUCUAUGGAUUUUGAAGAGGCAGAAAGAAGUGAGCCAACUAAAGCUCUGGAACUAACAGAGGAUGAUAUUAAAGAAGAUGGUAUUGUCCCACUUCGUUACGUAAAGUUUCAGAAUGUUAACAGUGUAACUAUAUUUGUUCAGUCCAAUCAAGGUGAAGAAGAAACAACAAGAAUUUCAUAUUUUACUUUUAUUGGGACUCCAGUCCAGGCAACAAAUAUGAAUGACUUCAAACGAGUAGUUGGCAAGAAAGGAGAAAGCCACUAAGGUACAAAAGACACUGGAAGACCAUAUUGCAAUC